AAUCUGAGAUGUGGGUCUCCUCCUUUCUAUAAAUUCCCCACCUUUCUUUAUACUCACUCAAUUCUCCCACACCCUAACCAGACAAACCAUCAUUCUUUGUAAACAACAAUUCACAUCAAAACUCGGCAGCGCAGUUGGUUCCGAGGAAAGAAUUACAAGAACAAUUCAAGAAUGGUCGACGUGGAUCGGCGGAUGACCAGCCUGAACCCGUCCCACUUGGCCGGGCUCCGCCGCCUCUCCGCCAGCGCGGCCGCCGCCGCCGCUCCCUCCGCGCCCUGCAGCAGCCUCCUCUCCUUCACUUCCCUCGCCGAAAAGGUAAUAUCCCAGUUAAAAAACUCGGGGGUAAAUAUCCAGCCCGGGCUAACGGAGUCCGAGCUGGCCCAAGCCGAAGCCGAAUUCGGCUUCGCCUUCCCGCCGGAUUUGAGAGCCGUCCUCGCGUACGGCUUUCCAUCCGGCGCCGGCUUCCCUCACUGGCGAUCGGCUCGGCUCCACCUCCGCGCCGCGAUCGAUCUUCCCAUCGCGUCCGCGUCCUUCCACAUAGCUCGCAAUGCGCUGUGGUCGAAAGCGUGGGGCCCGCGCCCGGCCGACCCGGAGAAGGCGAUGAGGUUCGGGAGAAACGCUCUCAAGAGAGCCCCGCUUUUGGUACCCAUUUUCGACCGCUGCUACAUCCCUUGCAAUCCCUGCCUCGCCGGAAACCCUGUCUUCUACGUCGACGAGAAUCGGAUUUUCUGCUGCGGAUUCGAUUUGGCCGAUUUCUUCGAGCGGCAGAGCGCCUCCCCCAAAAUCGAGCGGUCGAUCAGCGAGAGAUCCGCGUCGUCGUUGAUCUCAUCGUCUUCAAUCGAUUCGUCGCGAAGGAGCCUUGACGCCGGCAGGCCGGCGCCGCGGUGGGUGGAGUUCUGGAGCGAGGCGGCGGUGGACCGGCGGCGGAGGGAUUCGAAUUCGUCGUCAUCGUCUUCUUCGGAGAUAAUGCUGCCGAGAUCGGAGAUGCCGGAUUGGGUGGGGGAGUACGUGGAGCAAGUCGGGUCGGUUCUGAGGCGGAGCGGGUGGGCGGAAUCGGACGUGGCGGAGAUCGUCCACGUGUCGGCAUCUGGCUUCUUUGUGGACGGGGAGAUGGUGAUGCUCGACAGCCAAUCAGUGCUUGACGCGUUGCUGUUAAAAGUGGAUCGGUAUUCGGAUACGCUCCGGAAGGCGGGUUGGAGCUCCGAAGAGGUGGCGGAGGCGUUGGGGAUUGAUUUCCGGCAAGAGGAGAAGAAGAAGAAGAAACUGUCGCCGGAGGUGCUGCGGAGGCUGGGGAAACUGGCGGAGGCGGUCAACUUGUCGUCGUCGUCGUCAUUAUUGGCCUAGUUUUUGGAGCGCUGUAGUUUUUUAAGAAGUUCAAAGUCUCGUGUUUGCGAACUCUUUUUCUUUUUUUGAGGAAAGGGUACGAAUACGAAGGCUUUGGUUUAUUAGGAAAUCGGAAAAGGUUAGAUUAAAAGUGAAAGUUUAUUGAAAUGCAUCGGUAUAUACAGAGUGUCCAAGUACGUUUUACAGACUGAUCAUGUAACUUUAUAUUUAGUUCAUUUCUAUGUCUUUACAUGUAAAAGUUGUUUUGUUA
Molecule: messenger RNA, 1594 nt
Organism: Salvia splendens (bonfire salvia)
Lineage: Eukaryota; Viridiplantae; Streptophyta; Magnoliopsida; Lamiales; Lamiaceae
Exons: 1
Coding region: 172-1344 (390 amino acids)
Source: RefSeq, a predicted model, not a curated record